CACAUGGGGGUGCGGGUGUGCAGGUGCCAAGCGCCAUGGGUUAGGCCCGAGAUCGGAGUCCGGCCGCCCCCCGACAGCAGCCGCCUCCUGCUCCCCCCGCGCCCCAUGCGCCACCAUGUCGGGCGACAAACUCCUGAGCGAACUCGGCUAUAAGCUGGGCCGCACGAUCGGAGAGGGCAGUUACUCCAAGGUGAAGGUGGCCACGUCCAAAAAGUACAAAGGUACGGUGGCCAUCAAGGUAGUGGACCGGCGGCGUGCGCCGCCGGACUUUGUCAACAAGUUCCUGCCGCGUGAGCUGUCCAUCCUGCGGGGCGUGCGGCACCCGCACAUUGUGCACGUCUUCGAGUUCAUCGAGGUGUGCAAUGGGAAGCUGUACAUCGUGAUGGAAGCCGCCGCCACCGACCUGCUGCAGGCGGUGCAGCGCAAUGGGCGCAUUCCCGGGGCGCAGGCGCGCGAUCUCUUCGCGCAGAUAGCCGGCGCGGUGCGCUACCUGCACGAUCAUCAUCUGGUGCACCGCGACCUUAAGUGCGAAAACGUUCUGCUGAGCCCUGACGAGCGCCGCGUCAAGCUCACUGACUUUGGCUUUGGCCGCCAAGCGCAUGGCUACCCAGACUUGAGCACCACCUACUGUGGCUCAGCCGCCUACGCAUCACCCGAGGUGCUCCUGGGCAUCCCCUACGAUCCCAAGAAGUAUGACGUGUGGAGCUUGGGCGUCGUGCUCUACGUCAUGGUCACCGGGUGCAUGCCGUUCGACGACUCGGACAUCGCCGGCCUGCCCCGGCGCCAGAAGCGUGGCGUCCUCUACCCCGACGGCUUAGAGCUCUCUGAGCGCUGCAAGGCCCUGAUCGCCGAGCUGUUGCAGUUUAGCCCGUCGGCCAGGCCCUCUGCAGGCCAGGUAACACGCAACAGCUGGCUCCGAGGGGGAGACUCCGGCUAG
Molecule: messenger RNA, 937 nt
Organism: Otolemur garnettii (small-eared galago)
Lineage: Eukaryota; Metazoa; Chordata; Mammalia; Primates; Galagidae
Gene: TSSK6
Product: testis specific serine kinase 6
Exons: 1
Coding region: 116-937 (273 amino acids)
Biological process (GO): protein phosphorylation; microtubule cytoskeleton organization; intracellular signal transduction
Cellular component (GO): cytoplasm
Molecular function (GO): protein serine/threonine kinase activity; tau-protein kinase activity; ATP binding
Source: RefSeq, a predicted model, not a curated record